Messenger RNA from Coregonus sp. 'balchen', 2767 nucleotides. The record is from the annotation of a GenBank genome assembly. Lineage: Eukaryota; Metazoa; Chordata; Actinopteri; Salmoniformes; Salmonidae.
GAUGAAAAAUCUUACCGUAUAAGUGUUGGCUCACAGCACGAGAUAGACAACCCUGCCCAUAAGACUAGCUAACCAAUAGCAAUAGGCUUAGAGUCUUUAAUCCCACCCUUUCUUCCUGUGCUUCUUUCCUUCAGCGCUUUGGAAGUUUAUUAUGUACACAUUUCAUGUGUGUCUGUAAAUAGAGCUCGCACGGACAAUAGUCCAUGUAAAUAAAACGUUUCUUUUGACGUUUUUCUGAACUCUUUGGAGCGUGCCCUGAGCGGUGUGCGCUGUCUUUUAGCUAAAUACUAAAGAGCAAAGAGGGCGAUUUACUAUGGCUUGUCCGAUCUAUCCAAAGGACACACCGCAGCCACCCGAAGGACAUCGAAUUUCAGCAAGUACUGCGUCAAAUUGGAGGUAAAGAGAGUAUAUACUUGAUAAGUGAUGCGGUCAAAUCGGACGAGGAGGACGAAGACAGUGGGAUAUUAAAGGAGUUCAUUCAGGACAUGUUUCAUAGCGGGCGCACUGAAAACCUUGGUACGAGCCAUGCCAACAACAACACUAAUGGUCAGGUUUAUUCCUCUCCAAAUAGUCAAGGCGAUACUACAAAAGAAAAUAAUGGUACAUGCGAAACAGUAAUCGACUGCAAGACUUUGCCUCAAGCCCAGGGGAACAAAAUACCUCUGUCAACGAGGCCAAAGGAUUUAGUAUUGAGUGCCAAGUCUGUGGGGGAGGAUAAAGGACCACUAAGGCUCAAUGGGAACGUUCAAAAGACCAAAACCUUAAGCAUGAACAGUUGUAGACGAAAGCGAAUAAUAGACUAUCCUAUUAUAAUAUUCAUAUUCAGACACGAGUUUUUCAGUGGCAGUGCAAACGCAAUUUGCCUGAAAGAAAUUCUGAAGGACGUUAGGGCACGUACGAAACGUGCCAAUGUCCUCCCAGCACUAGUCGGGUUAAUACGCUCACUAGGUGAGAGCAAGGAGUCGCGUGAAUCUGUGGGAAUUCUGGAGGGCCUGCUUCGUUCAGUGUUUCGGAAACAUCCCCCAGAAGCCAUCUGGGCAGGGCAUUUCAUUCCCAAAACGGAGGAUAGGAUGCUCGCCAUCAAGAAAUAUGCCAGCAAAGCCAUCUAUUCGUCUCAAUCGUCAGGUGAAAUACACAUUUUCAAAUGUUUGUGGUUUGUAAACCAUGGUCAGUUAUUUUAUGCACUGUGUUAUAGGCCUCAUGAAUUGUUUGUACUUUUAUCAUUUUUAUGAAUGUAUGCACACAUGACUGUAAGUCGCUUUGGAUAAAAGCGUCUGCUAAAUGGCAUAUUAUCAUAACUCAUGUUUAGCCAUAGGCCUAUAGUCUAUGUAGGUCAGUUCAUGACACCCAUAAGACUGGGGGGACAUUUUUCAUGCAUUCAAUAUUCUCACAGGCUAGUGGACUUCAGAACAAAGUAAGCAUUCAGUAAGCAAACUGCCCCAUAGAUUUGCUGCCAAAUGUUCAUGCUCAUUAUUGCCUUUGCAGAUAAUUCUGGGGAAAGAGGGAACAUGUUUUUCAGGCCAUUCCAAUGUUUGCCUUGGCCUAGAAGAAGACAUGGCUGCCAGGCCAACAACACUUCAGCAAACAGGCAAAGAGGUAAAUGUUGUCCUCUUCCAAUUCCACUCUCCGUGUACGUCCUUGACAGUAAAUGGGGGUACAUAACAGUUCAAUGUUGUUGUUUUUCAGGUGACACAGGAAGUGCAGAGGAAGGGAUUCCUCUGAAGACUGGUGUUCUGUCCGCUGGACCCCAGGCAGAUUCAGACUGUGGUGUAACCAGAAAGGACAGUCAUGAUGACACUCAUGGGUCAUGAGUUCCCAUGUUCAACUGUGGACAAUGCUCUCAGUCAAACCCACAAAAGUUGGGCUCAAGGAACAUUGGCGUCUGUACGUUUGCUGUUAAGUCACAUGACUGACACAUUGGCCUUGCAAUGGGUUGAUGAUCAGUCACAGAAGAGUUGAUACAUUAGCCUGUGAUUUAGAACAAUUUGAAUUUAGAGAGAUAACUCAAGUUACGCAACUUAAUACAUUUAGUGUACAUGCGUAUCUUGUGAGUUUACUCUGUUACAUAGCCAUCCAUGUAUGUUGUCACUUUAUAUAAUUGUAAAUGUAAUAUCUGCUUUUGUUGAGAUAACAUAGUUACAAAGAGCUCAUCUUGAAAUGUAAAACAACAAUGAAAAAAUGUGACCGACAAACACUAUGACCAUUUACAUCAUGCUGUUCGGUAAGUAUAUUGAUGUUGUUUUCUUUUGCUUCAGUUUAUACUUGACUUCAGUUAACAUUAAGCAACUAGUUAGAUUGAAAAUAUUGUUCUUUAACCCAUAUAGAUUUAAUAGGCACAAUGAAAAAGUGUUAGAAACAAUGAGAAACUCAGAAAUGUGAAACAUUUAGGUGCCUUAGAAUUUCAGACUACACUAAAUAAAAAUGCUUGGUUAAAAACAACCCAGUGCUGGGUAAAUAAUGGAUAUGUUUUUGACCUAGCCAGUUGGGACACUUAGUUGGGUUAUUGAGCUAUGAUCCACCGAGUCAGAUCAGAAGACUGGUGUGGCUUAGUUGGGGCGUGGCUUUCAGAUGGUUCUUUUUGGCCACCUGUGAGAGUAAAUGUAAUUCCGGUUAAUCUGUUCUGUUGUAUUGUCAACACAUGAUAAGGUUGAGUACUGACACUUUUGUAGCUUAAUGAGGUUUACACAAGUUGAGUUCCUCAAGUGCCAAUGUUUGGAUAGUUACCAGUUUGUUAUGAUAUUUAAAUAAUAAUGUAAUUAAUUGUAUA